Messenger RNA from Parastagonospora nodorum SN15, 1140 nucleotides. RefSeq lists its product as hypothetical. The record is from RefSeq and is a predicted model, not a curated record. The transcript is spliced from 2 exons. The coding region runs from base 1 to 1140 and encodes 379 amino acids. Lineage: Eukaryota; Fungi; Ascomycota; Dothideomycetes; Pleosporales; Phaeosphaeriaceae. Gene Ontology annotation, molecular function: protein binding.
AUGAUCACACAAAGUGCGUGUGGUGGAAAUGUCAACAACAAAGCUUAUGUCUUUGGCGGCACUACCGCUGAGAACUUGCUUGCCAGCAACGACAUGCACGCAGUCACGGUUGAGCAUACUGGGAAACCAGACAUGGAUUACGGACUAAUACCUGCAUUGCCUACCACUGAAGGCGGAGAAGUUCCUGUCUCACGAACCAACCAUACGGCGUGCGCCUUCCAUGGAAAUGUUGCCAUAUACGGUGGCAGCAAUGAUAAGAACGACCUCAUUGACGAGGCCUCGUCCUUGUGGUUGUUCAAUCCCGAGCGAAAGGCUUGGGACUUGCUAUCGUCGACCAAGACAGACAGUGCACCAGGUCCGCGACGAAAUGCAAAACUUUUCGAUCAUGAUGGAAGCAUAGUCCUUUACGGUGGUGUAGACGCGACUGGAGAUGCUGCAUCGGAUCUCUGGACUUUUGACGUUGCCUCCAAGGCCUGGACACAGCUACCUACCGCACCAGUGGCAACCACGAACGCAGCACUGGCGAAUGGUCAAUUGUACCUCAUCUCAGCGAAAGACUCCGUUAGUGGUCAACUACACCAUCUCGGGGUCUCAUCACCCAUCAAAGAGAUGACCUGGGACUCAUUCACGUUUCCGGCAAAUCCGCUGGCGCCUGGCCCCAGAGCCCGCCAUGACGGAGCUUUCCUCCCACUUACCACUGGCUGGGGACGGAAUUACAUGGUGUACUUACUCGGGGCAAGAGACGAAUCACUUUCCAGGACGGAGUCACUAAUGAUGGAUGAAGCAAAGGACAAGGAAAAUCUCACGCAAUUUAGCGACACUUGGGCUUUACAAAUUCCAUCAAGCGACGUAGACGCGAAACCUGCAUGGUCGUUGAAGAACGCCAUCAAGCCAGCAAAGAUCAAGGAUGCCAUUCGACAUGCAAUUGGCGCUGAGACCGGUCAUCUCGCUUGGGCCGAGGCCGUCGUACAGCUGCCAUCUGAAAAGCAACUGGGAGAAGAAGACGGUAAACUUCAUCCCGGACCAAGAGCAUUCUUUGGAGCGGAUGUUAUGGAAAACGGGCAUAGCGUAGUGUUCUGGGGUGGCGUGAAUGCAAAGGGGCAGAGGAUCGGUGAUGGGUGGAUUGUGAAGUUUUCUUAG